AAUGCGAGAGGGGGGCGGGAGGGGAGACGGGUAGAGGAGAGGGCGGAGUGAGACAGACGUGGCGGGGCGUGGCAUGACGUGGCGAGCCAGCUUGAUAUGGCGUCAUCUGAGAUGGGGCAUGAUGCAGCAUGCGCGGAGAAAGACGGGCGAUUAAGUUACGCCGGGUGAAAGAGAACUAUCUCCGACUUACGGACAAUAAGGAUAGGAUUGGCACCCUCUGUUGUGCUAGAGCGUGACGAUCGUCCGUCCCGGCUCCUCGGCAGCCAGGCCUGAGCCCCACCGCCCGCGUCCCGUCCACGUCGUUCCGCUCCCCAACCCAGCCACCCUGCCCGCCCGCCAGGCAGGCAGCCAGGCGGGCGGGCAGGCGGGCAGUGCCUCCACCUCUUUCUAUAUUUGGCUUUCUCCUCCCAUCGCUCCCACUGCUCGAAGUCACCGAUCCCCGCGGUACCCACCCCAUCCAACCUCACAAGAAUGUCUCUCCACCCGUGGGGCCCGCCCCCAGGCCCCGGCUCCCACCGGAUCCACCAACGAACGCGCCAGCGGAACCGGGAUUCCUGGACGUCCGUCAACGGGAAGGGACGGACAGGCAAAGCUUCCUUCGAAAUCCGGUGCGUACGGUCCCUUCGCCCUUCCAUAUGCGAAGACAGAGCGUCACCGCCUACCGGAAGAUCAGAGGCAUGGACGCGCAUACGGUGUGCUCGUCACCGAGAGACGACUCACGAACGGAAGUUAGAACGUGGAUGAAAACCCACGAUGGUCGGUGACUCCACGAGGUAGAAGCAUGAGUUUGAGAAGUUACCGCGGGGACCAGGAUGUCCCUGUCCGGUAGCCGUGGAUAGGGUUCCGUAGGAUAGGAUGGUACAAGCGCUCUAGACCAUAUCAAGGAGGAUUCGUCUCCCUCCCGGUGACCCGGUCUAUGGCUCCGUCAGCCAGCUUGAAAGGUUCCGUCGGAGCCGGCGACCUCCGGAUUUAUGACAUCGCGUCGUCUUCUUUCGUAUAUGGCUUCAAUUCCAUGGCGGAAGGGCAUGAACGAGGCAAAGCCUUUCCUCUGGACUCGCAUCGACGAAGGAAAGAGCGAAUUUCAAAUGGAAUGUUGAGAUCAAACGGGGAAUUCUCGCUUCAAGGUCGGGUGACACCAAAGCUUCCGUACAUCUCGAUAGUGUUUUCAGGAUUUGUUCUCAUGUUGUUGCUCACGCGAGGAUUUCGACGACAGUCUUCUUCUGGCACCCUGGGGAACGGGGAUGCUUUUUCCCAUUGAGCGGACUCUUUCCCUUUGUUCCUUUUUUUACAAGUUUGCCGUAGUGGGUUCAUUCCACUGCGAGUGAGCUUUGUAAGUUGUAGAAUCAUAGUUCCGUCGAAAUUUUUGGUCCAAGUCUGUCUUCUUGGGAUGAGGUGAGUGUUCUUGACCUUCCACCAUCCAUCCUUUCACUUCUCUCUAUUUCCCUGGGUGCAUAGUUUCAACGUAGGUCUCAAGGGCUAGAGCAUGGCCACUACUUCAUGUGGCGUACCCUCGCAACAUAUAAAAAGUACAAGAAUAUGUACGUAGCAUCGCACGGUUCCCGAGCCCCCGCGAUGUAAUGCCAACCCGCUCGCAACAAAAUAUGAAGCAUGAGGUAGGUGAAUCUAACAUGGAAUUAUUAGCCCUCUCCCCGGAUAAAUGGCGAUGGAGCGAGAGCUUGUGGCCUUGUACAGUACAAUGAGGUACGCUCGGGUGAUGUAACCUAGAACGAGCACUCGGAACACGCAAGAGAGAAAAUCUUUAUAUGAAUGUGUAAGUGCAAGAUGUAUGGCCCUGGCCUGUUGUCUUUGUCACCCAACAGCAGCGGCAGCAGACUUGCUCAGCGGUAGCAGCCGCAGCAGAUCGAAGUGCAGGACGAGGAGGAGGAGGACAACUUAAUUAGUAUUUCUCCAGCGGUCCUUUCGUCUUCAAUCGCUUGGUUACUACUCUCUCGGCGCUUGCAUGAAAAGAAGGGAGAAAGUGAGAGGCCGUGACAUAAUCACCAGUCUCGAGAAGUUUUGUUUAUUGACCAGACCGGAGGAGAGGAGUGGGUCGAUUCGAAAACAGCAAAUUCGAAAAGUAAAUGCCCUGAUCCGAGUGAUCUCAUGUGAUGCAAACAACCAGGUCACUUUCACCUCUCGGGAGGAGAGGUACCAUUUUAUACACUUCUAGCCUCUCCAUUCUGGCGCCUUCCAUUGAUUCUCGGGAGACCGGCCGCUGCUUCAUCAUCAGCUCUUUACAGCCUAGUGUUGCCUCAUGGACUCAUGCAAUCCGAGUGAACUUCGCGUUCAUUUCCAAUCACGGCUUCGCAGGAACAACAUCAAAAGCAAGAUGGAAUAUGUAGGCAAGUAUGGGAUCAGCAGUUUAAUACUUGGACUUGCAUUCAUCUGUUUGGAGGCAUGAUUUGCUCUCAGACAGUAGACGAUUCUCGUUUAUUUUACUCACUGACCUCUCACCGUUAUAGACGAAGACGGUAGGAGAGAGGGAGAAUUUUCUCUCAUUAUUUUAUUUUAGAUUCACUCCACUCUACUCCUGCCUUUAGGUCCAAUCAGUCCUGUGUGCUUGACACCUCCAGACCGCCUGAAAUAUGCCUCGGCCCUUUGGACUACCGCAUGGGGUGGGCGAGCAUUUUCCUGACAUCCCAUCACACCAGUCAUUGCAGUUUGGUAGCGUGUGCAUGAGAUUGCAAUCGAAAUGUAGUCAAAUGACUGAGUGGGUUCGUAGGUUUUUUCUUUAAAGGGUGUAGUAUGAUGAAACCAUCACUCGGUGCUGGUGGAAUCCAGCUUUCACCGAGACUUCGCUGAAUAUGAUAUUCAGCGUUUUCUCCGGGUUUCGUCUCUUUAUAUUUUUCUGACUUCGAUGAGGAACGCAAGAGGGGAUGACAUCGAAGUCUCGCUCACUUGUACUUUUGGAGGUGAUCGAAUGGCCCGAAAAUCAGGAUCUAACGCGACAAAAAGUGCCUCUUUUGUUAGCGUAAAGUCUCCGCAUUUCACUUUCGGACAUGACUAAAAACUCACUGAAAACCUUCCUCAUCUUCUCAGUCAUCAUAAUACCAGCUAAAAUCACCGUUUUUCUUCACAUUUCCAUCUGACAGAUGUUAUAAUUGGCAUCUUACAGUCUAAGAAUGUAGAGAAAAUCUUCACCUUCGUCUCCAUGCUUACUCAUGUCUUCUGGACAGGAGCCGAAGCCGAGUGCAAAUUCAACAAGCAAGUACACACAAUUGACCAAUUUCAGUAUCUCAGAAAAUUUAAUCGGCACGUGCUCAUACAUUAACACUACAAGAUCUGAAGUAACUGACAAGACGAGAAAUUACCC
This is a messenger RNA of Marchantia polymorpha subsp. ruderalis, 3313 nucleotides long. NCBI's taxonomy places the organism in Eukaryota, Viridiplantae, Streptophyta, Marchantiopsida, Marchantiales, Marchantiaceae. The record is from the annotation of a GenBank genome assembly.